CUGGCUGUCUCUCCAAGUAAUCUGCACCAGGCCUGGGAAGUCCAGUACCUUCCACUCAGACACGAUGGGCACAAUGGUGCCUGUCCUGCUGUCCCUACUGCUGGUUGUGGGUCCUGCAGUCCCCCAGGACACUCAAGACGGGCCUUAUUCUCUGACCUACCUUUCCAGUGGGAUAUCCGAGCCCAAGGAGGGCUUCCCCAGUUUUCAGGCAACUGGCUACCUCAACGACCAGGCCUUCUUCCACUACGAUAGUGAAAGUGAAAAAGCUGAGCCCCUGGGCCCAUGGAAACAGGUGAAAGGAAUGGAGGACUGGGAGGAACUAAGUAAAUUUCAGAAGGCCAGGGGGGAAUUCUUCCUGAAGACCCUGAAAGAAGUCAUGGGCUACUACAAGGACACAGGGAAUCACACCAUGUCAGAAAAGCUUGGCUGUAAACUUCGGAGUAACAGCUACUGUGGAGCAAUCUGGACAACUGCCUAUGAUGGACGGGACUACAUCAAGUUUGACACAGAAAUCCCAGCCUGGAUCCCCCUGCAACCAGAAGCUCUGAACACCAAGGUGAAGUGGGAGACAGAAGGCUCUGUGCAGCGGACCAAGGCCUACCUGGAAGGAGAGUGCAUCCAGAAGCUGCAAAAGUACCUGCAAUACAGCAGGGCCUUCCUGGACCGUCAAGACCCUCCCUCUGUGUCAGUCACCAGCCACGUGGACCCAGGAAACAUCAGGACCCUCAAGUGCCUGGCCUCCAACUUCUACCCACAACCAAUCAGUCUGUACUGGACUCAGGGAGACAGUGUAGUGGAGACUGAGUCAAGGGGAGAGGGUUCUAUCAGUGAAAAUGGCACUUACCAGUCCUGGGUGGUGGUGAAAAUCCCCUCUUCGGACAAAGGCCCCUACUCCUGCCACGUGCAGCACAGCAGCCUGGCCCAGCCCCUUACUGUCCCGUGGAAUCCUGGGCACUGAGCUGACUCACUGCUACAUUCCUCUCUGAACCCAUUAGCUAUUCGGUGAAAUCUAAUCACACUAAACAACUAGCCUAGAGACAAAAAUAAAUCAGAUUAUUUAUUGCUAAAAUCUGUAAAGAUGUCAGCAGAGAUUAUUAUUCAUCUUGCCCCCAAGCAUUUGAAUCAUCUGAAAUUCUUGGUAUCCAAUGGAAACAAUAUGUGCUGGCCA
Messenger RNA from Eptesicus fuscus (big brown bat), 1168 nucleotides. Its product is annotated as zinc-alpha-2-glycoprotein-like. Lineage: Eukaryota; Metazoa; Chordata; Mammalia; Chiroptera; Vespertilionidae. The coding region runs from base 65 to 958 and encodes 297 amino acids. Gene Ontology annotation, biological process: immune response. The transcript is spliced from 4 exons. Gene Ontology annotation, cellular component: external side of plasma membrane. The record is from RefSeq and is a predicted model, not a curated record.